This is a messenger RNA of Aureobasidium subglaciale EXF-2481, 1258 nucleotides long. RefSeq lists its product as uncharacterized. The coding region runs from base 54 to 1136 and encodes 360 amino acids. Gene Ontology annotation, molecular function: phosphoric diester hydrolase activity. Gene Ontology annotation, biological process: lipid metabolic process. The record is from RefSeq and is a predicted model, not a curated record. NCBI's taxonomy places the organism in Eukaryota, Fungi, Ascomycota, Dothideomycetes, Dothideales, Saccotheciaceae. The transcript has a single exon.
GACAGAACCUAGAACCAGAAUCUGAUUUCCUACUGACAUACCUAUCAGCAAUCAUGAUGUCCACCUCAAAUAUCCUAACCAGCCUCUUCCUGCUUCCAUGUCUCGCUCAGGUCGCUUUAUCAGCAGUCACCAAGAGAGCCACGGUAUGCAACAACUCUCCAGACCUGUGCAGUAAAGCAUACAACAAUGUGACGUAUCUCGGAACGCAUAACGCCCCGUUUCUGCGCGAUUCAUCCACUGGCAACUCACAAUCCGGGAACCAAUUCUACAAUACGACUGUACAGCUCAGUGCUGGUGUCAGAAUGUUGACUGGCCAGGUGCACAACAACAACGGUUCAUUGCACAUGUGCCACUCGAGCUGUACUCUUCUCGACGCCGGAACGUUAAGCAACUGGCUGUCAGAGAUCAAAACAUGGAUGGACGGAAAUCCGAACGAAGUUGUUACCGUCUUACUUGUCAACUCGGACGACUCUUCUGCCUCGGCUCUGGCAAGUGCAUACACCACGGCUGGUAUCGCAUCCUACGCCUAUACUCCUGCGACGACCACAGCUCCGAGCGAAUGGCCUACCUUACAGACACUCAUCAACGACGGAACGCGCCUGAUCAACUUCGUUGCUAGCCUUGAUGACAAUUCUGCCGCUCCUUAUCUCUUGGACGAAUUCGACUACAUCUUUGAGAACAACUACGACAACACAUCUCCAUCCAACUUCUCGUGUGCAGUGAACCGCCCCUCUGGCGUCACCACGAACUCUGCACUUCAGAAAAACUUAAUGCCUCUCAUGAAUCACUUCCUCUACCAAACUACGAGUCUAUUCGGUACUAUCAUCGAGUCGCCCGAUCUUGGCAACAUCAGCACUACAAACUCGGCAUCGAGUGGUACUGGCGCCUUGGGAGCAUCCGCAACGGAGUGCACCAACACAUAUGGCCAAGCCCCUACAUAUAUCUUGGUUGACUUUUUCAAUGUUGGUCCGGCAAUUGAUACAGUGGACAAUCUCAACGGAAUUACCAGUCCUGUCGGUAGGACCAACGUGAGCACUGCUGCCUCCGCCCCAGCCACAUCUGGGUCUACCCGAAGCGAGUAUUCGACAUUCUCCUUGGUCGCAGCCUUGAUCGUAGCCUUCGUGUUGAUUGCCUAGGUUCUGUCCUUCUAUCUACAUUACCUACAGACCGCCAAGAUAUUCACUAGCGGAACAAUCGACACCUCACCUCGUGCUCGUUGAUCCUCGAGGAUCAAAGGCGUACUUGAGACGACACAUUG